CAGAAACAGAGUAGGAGGCACAACGAGAUUGCGGGUAUGGUCUUGAUAGACAUUCUUGUGAUAUUGUACCGUAAUAAUCUACUUUGAUUCCAACUCCAAGAAACUAGUGGCUGUAGUGGAAUCAAGUUCCAAGCGUCUACCUGGACAACAAACAAUUUUAUUUGAUGUGCGUUGCUGUCGAGUACUAACAAACUUCAAGAGCUUCGUAUUAUGGAGAAGAAAGCUUAAACCGCCGCUGCUACAACACUAAAAAAAGAACAGAAAUACCUGUAUUUUUAGUAUGAGGACUAAACAACUAAGAACAAAAGAAGAGAAUUUCGCAGUUGGAAGCAGCGCAGGAGUGGUCUCUCACUCGAACUAGUCCACACAUCACGACAUCACCUGAUAUCCUUCUUACAUAUUUUUCAACACUUUUUCUGUCUGUAAUUGUUUGAUUUUUUCAAGAUGAGGAUGUUGUCGACGCAUCACGAACGCACUCGCUUCUCUGGUAGACUUUACGGUCACGUGUUUCGCACUUAUUCGAGAAGUUGUUAUCUUCGGGAUGGUUUCAUUUUGUAUUCAAAUAAUUUUUUAAUUGAUGAGACGAACAAAGAUGAAGGGACGUAUGAUCUCUACUUCGAGCGUAGAUGAACGGGAUUCUCCCGCGACUGAGGUGGGAGCUGACAGAGGACGGCGAUAUGCUUGUGCCGGCAAACUUGAGCAGCGGAUUUUCGAAAAUAUCACGUUUUUUACGUUUCGUAUUACAAGUUCCAGCAUAGUGGACGAAAUCCGCCUCAGCGAGUGCUUGUCGUCUCAAAAAGAAACUACUCGGUUCCAUGGUGCCAUCGGUGCGCGAGAUCACGCGCACGCGAUCACAUCGGCGCGGCGAUAAUUUGCGUUCGUCUAGCUUGGCUGUGAGCAGUGGUUUGGAAGCUCUCAACAAUUCUGGGGAUCAUAGUCGGCCAGGCCGUGGUGUGAGUACAAGGCGAGGAAGAGCACCACGAGCAGCUGUAUUAUUGGGUCCUGCAGACGAAGUACGAAGACAAGACAGGCUCCUUCUGCAGGCAGGGGGAUCCGCGUCUUCAAGUAGCUGCAACGUCUGUUCAUCUUCUAUGCAUGAGCGUCAGCUGCAUGUCCAGACAACCAGGCAGUACCAGAGUAGCUACUACGAGAAUCCAAGAGGCGAGAGACGCCGCGGCGUUACCGAUGUCGUAAAAGAAUACGAAGGACAGUUGAGAAUCCUCCGCGCGGAGGUUGACACGAUCCGCAGAACAACAUCGCCAGACGGGGCAAGAAAAGCUACGACAACUUCGGCCAGGGGGUUGGGGCAGCACCUUGAGGAGCGUCAACGUCCAGGCCGCCCUCCGCAUGAUUUACAACAUCAAGAAGAACGUGAAUCUUCUGCGUUGCGGCCGCUUCUUGGUAGGAACUCCACUUCAACUUCAACAUCAUCUUUUGUUGAUAAGGCCUGUGAGCUCGCACGCAGUAUAUGUCUUAGAAGUCGAUCACAAGCUGCACAACAACAGCAAAAUUCUCGCCGAAGAGAGGUCCCCACACUAAAUCUCGACCCUCCUGCUAAACUGGAUCCGAAUAUUUGCAGCUCCGGUGACAAGCAUCGUACGAGGACACCGAGAAUCCUCUCUCUAGAACAAAAAGGCCACUACCGUCUCCUUACAGAAGAUGAGCGUGAAGAUCGCCUGAUUGACGAACUAUUAGAUCGCGCGGCCGGCGAGCGGCCGUUUCUCUUCGUUCCUGAGCCCCUAACCUCCCGCAGUAACUUGGGACCUGUAGUUACGAGUCGAGAUCACCAUCAGGACGUACCAUCAGCUGCGAGAGGUGAAUUGAACAUGAGCCACAACAACGCGGACGCUGCGCCUGGUACGGGGAACCCGCCAGCGCUGCACAAUAUUCGGGGCCUCGGUGUUGCUCCAAAUAGCGACCCUUUCAAUGCAGGCAAGGGCGGCAUGGUGAUGAAUAACAUCCAACCGUUUAUGGGUGCGGGUCCGCCAGUGCCUGUGGGUGCUCCCAUGGGUUUCGCUGGUCUUAUGCCUGGACCUCCGAACCCCAACUACGGUGGUCCUCAGGCACAUCCACACGGACAGGACGGCCAAGUCGACGAACAGCAGUACCCCCAAUAAUUACAGCUUUGAUUAUGUUAAGAUAUCCAUUAAGAAGACGUGGUCUUCUAUGAAGAUCAUCUUCAUUGAAACUGGAAGACGAAUUAUAUUCGAAAAAAAAUGUAAAGAUCCAUCAUCUCUCUGAUGCAGAGACUCUUUUUCAUACGACUGCUUCGUAACUGAUGCUCGUGUCAUCUGUAUCACAUCUUUUCAGGGCACGAAAGCAACGACUCGAGCGCAUUUUAGGUACGGUGAGUAGCCGUUUUGACGAUGCCGCUGCAGGUGCGUCCUCGCGGUCUGGCUCGAGGUUUGACGCGCCUGAUCGCAAUAAUCGGGGGCGUAGCAGAGGCCGACCUCAGCACCCUGGAACACCCUAUCGCGGGCCAUCAGCACCUGGUCCUGGUGGCGAAGGUUUCAUUAGCAUGGUGGGUGCGAGUGCUGGAGACCCUGUGAUCUACAACCAGCAAGCAGGAGCAAUACACCCAGGCAUGGUGUAUCAUCCGCACCCCCCCCACCCGGGACCACCGCCGGGGCCGGGCCCACCACGUGUCGGACCUUCUCCCACUUUACCGAGCCGUCGGAACGUGCCCCGCCUGCCAACAAUGGCGCAACUGAGUCCUAGCGGAUCACGCUUUGCGGAUGUGAUGGACACAGAAGACGCUGCUCCGCAGGCGAGUCAUCCACCAGCAGAGCAGAACCCUCCUCCUGCUGUCGCACCGAUUUCUUCAGCCCAGAAACAGAAACAGAUUGCCCAUGAUCUUCUUCAAAGAUCCCGGAAAGGGAAGCCGUCGAUCGUACUUUUCAACUCACUUCUUGUCUGAAAUUUAUUUUUUUUUUUUUGUAGGACCUGUGACACCUAUGCAGCUGCAACUGCACUCCUGCACCAACAUCAGCUUAGUUGUACUUGUACAUCAACAUAGAAUCAUCAUCUAUUAGAUCAACAUUAUGUGCCAAUACUUAGCUGUAUUUUGUGUUGGACUUGAAGCUGCUAGGGGACAAGAUGAAUGUUUGGAGAUCGGAUUUUGUUGAGCAUAAUCAUGUUUGGGGAAUAAAAGCAGUUACAUCUUCUGCUUCAUUUUGUACUAGGCGGUCUCGGUCAUGAUUAAUGUAGCUGACUGUCUUCAACCUGCUUCAUGAAAUCAAACAUCACCCUCAGAAUCUUCCAACAAACGGCUCCGAGACGCUCAAGGAUCACGUCGAAGACCACGAUGAAGACGAGUUUCUCACGAGUAAAACGCCAGCCGGCGGAAGCAAGGCCACUGGUAUGACGCAGAUUGUCAUGCCGGAUUCAGCUGCAGGGGCAUCAGGUGAUGGAGCUAGUGCUAGUCCGCUCUUAAAAGGAACCUAUGCGGCUGGGCUUCUUCAAGGAACCGCAACCGGCCAGACUGAUGGCAGUGCGGCGGUCUUUCCCCCGGCUGUGCCUCUAGACAGUGACGGAGACGAGGACAUGGAUGAUUCCAUGGGUGAUAACGACGAGUCUUCGAGCAAGCAGGCGCCACUGGGCGAUGCAAAAGCAUCAUCGAAAGGUACGACGGAAAGCAAAGCCUUUUCGCCUACAGGCGCAGGUGGUACCACACCAGCGGUUGACGCGGAAGCAAAAAAAGAGGAGAAACGAAAAAAACGUGAAGCCCGCAAAGAAGAAAAGAGAAAGAAGAAAGAGGAAAAGAAGGAGGAGAAAAGGAAAAAAAAGCAAGACAAGGAAAGACAGGCAGGCAACAUCGUUGGAAAUCUUCUAACGGCAGGCAAAUCCGACGCGCUGGGAAAUGGCGUUGGCAACAGCGCUAGUACGGUGAACCCUUAUGCAGUCGCUCCGCCAGCAGGCGCGCCUCCCUAUCCGCCUGUUGCAGGCAUGCCAGGAGGAUUGCUUCAAUAUCCGGGGGCACCUCAUCAACAUCUCGGCGUUGGUUAUCCUGGUUCUGCGCCCCCUCUUGGCGCACCAGGAGGUCAUCCGGCUUACCUCGCUGCAGCGGCACCCGGUUACCAUCAUAGAGGACCCUCACUGCAUGGCUACCACCCACCGGGCGAGCAACCUGCAUCGAGUCCCUCGUCUGCUGAGGGCGCACCUACAUCAGCAAGAGAUCCAUCGCCGACAAACGCAAAGUCAGGUAAUUCUGCGCCGGGCGGCGCCGCACCGAAGGGGAAGCUUCAGCCGGGCCCGCCAGGAGCAAUGCCACCCAAAGGGCACAUGGGCAUGAGGCCACACCCUGGCGGCUACAUACCACCCGGAAAAGGAGCGCGUGGCUACGCUCCGCCAUAUGGGGAUCCACAUGUGCUCCUCUACAAAGGUGGUGCGGGAGGACCACUCGGAGGCAAAAUGGUGCCAGCUUCAGUCUCGAAAUUGGGUGCAGCUCCACCUCCGUCGGCCGGGGAAGUACACAGUCUCGUGCAGGAAGCUAACGCACUACUAGCAGCGGUCUCGGCGGGAGCAGCAUCGAGUAGUGGAAGUGCUGGAGCACCUGCUUCGUCUAGUGCAGCGGGAUCAGCAUCCAGAGGUCCCUUUUCCCCGCAUCCGAUAUACACCACUGGAGCAGCACCCCAGUCAUCCGGCGUACCCCCACCCGGUGCACCCAGCACAGCGCAUGACGGAAAGGGCGGCCCGCCGCAGUAUAAUCAGUAUAGCAGCCUAGUCAUCGCCGCUGCUCCAGGCCUAGGCGGACCAGCAGGAUCUCAACAUCCCCCUCCGGGACCGGGGCCUGCGUAUCCCCAACAAGGAUAUCACGGCUACGGCGGUUUUAAUCAUGCAGCCUCCAGUUACCAUGCAGCACAACCGCAUGCUCCACCAACAACAGGAGGAUCUCGGUAUGGUCCGAUGCACUCUUCAGGUCCUCCCGGUCAUUCGGCGCCUUACCACGGAGCUCCCACGGGGCCACCGGCAUACGGUGGAAUGGGCGGAUCGGCCAGCACUAGCGGUGCACUGCCACCAUACGGUAUGGAGCACUAUCAUGGAUACCGGGCUGAAGGCAAAGGCAGCGUCCCUGGUUCCUUCGCUCCGACCCGAAAAAAAACGGUGUCGUCUGAUUCGGACAGCAGCAGCGGAUCGUCUGAGGACGAGGGCGCGGCUUCCAAAAGCAAGAAAGACGGCUCAGACGAAGCGAGAAAGGAGAAGAAAAGGCGGCGGCUUUCCAAGACAGACGAGGGAUCACCAGGUAUGAGGUUUUUUACAAAUGAUUCGUUUCCAACAUCUUCGUUGCUGGUGUGGUAGUACUAGAGCGAUGCGAAUAGGUCAACAAGAAGUACUUCUUUUUAGCGGAAAGCCAAUGUCUAAAAGUAUAUUUUCAACCUCGUAUAUUGCUGUUGCUCGAUGUCGACCACUAAAUGAUAUCACACAUCUCCAAGAUGUAAAAGUUAGUAUGAUGCUGAUGAAGAUGAUGAUGAUCAGCCUGUAAAUGGACAGUUAUCAGGUAAACACCCUGCUGGCGCGCCUCUCGGUGUCGGUGACGGCAAAUUCAUGUCUCAGACGCCAGGUGGAGGCGUUCAACUCGUUAGCGGAAAUCCGAGUCCUGCAUGGCGUCUAAACCAACGUCCGCGGAGGUUUAGCGCAGAUUUGGGUCUCCCGAUGGAUCAAGACUCAGAGUGGUCGGAGGAGGAGAGCAUGUCAAAAAAGCCCAAACCCAAGCCGUUCUCUUUGCCACUCCCUCUGCCUCCUUCAACAAAGCACGGAGAGCAUCCCUAUCCUCAACGCACUUACCCACCAGAGGAAGGGGUAAUAUCAAUGAAUAAACAUAAACAUCAUGAUGAUCAUGAUGAAGAUCUUUAUUUGUCAUCGGCAGUGAAAGUGAUGUGUUGUAGUUGUAAACCAACGAGGUUCUAGUUCUUGAAGUUGAUGAACGCCUCCACGUGCUCAUCUUCGUCAAAGUCCGUGUAGCCGGAAACUAAAAUUUCGUUCGCGACAUUUAUAUUGCCAAUACAACAGGACACAGUGGACAUUUUUGACGCAGAGAUCCACCUUGAUAAAAACUAUCAAAUCAGGUAGCACCGCUGCCGAAAAGUGAUCCGCAUUUCGAGUUCGCAUAUGAACGACACCUACCUCCCCGACCAGGCCCUGGUGUGAGAGACCAUGCGUCGAAACGAAACCCAGAGCUGAUGCGUCAGUUGCAGAACGAGGUUCUAUCAGAAUGGCGCUGUGGCCCUCUUUUUGGUCGUGGGCUCGCUCGCCGAUCCGCCUUCGACUUAUUGCUACGCAAGCUGGGUGAAAAGAGCAGGAAAGGUGUGCUGCCUGUAUACCAUGGUGACCCCGACGCAGCAAAGAAGGAGAAGCCCGUAGAAGUGCGCGGAGUGGUGCAGACGCUACGGGAGGACCACGGCUUUUUGUAUUCCGAAGCUGUGUAUCCUUACUUCCCGGAUGAUGUCGCUAUCUACUUCAAGAUGCCGUCUUGGGCUCGGUCAGAUCUCGCAUACAAAGCGCACACGGAACAGCAAGGAGAUGACGCCUCCACGGGCCCCAAGGUCUUGAAUCCGCGAGACUCUACACCAGACACCACCGCCGCCCAUGGAGAUGAAGUUGCAAAGGAGACCCUGCGUACUGGAGACCACGUUCUGGUGACGCUGUCCUUCGACGCGGCUAGAGGUGGAACUACGGGAGAGGGAGCCCCCGUUGCACACCUGGUCAGAAAAUUGACGAAACACGAAGUCGAUAGGGCUCGCCGUGGACACAAAGUUGUCGUCCACUGCAAAGAGCAAAGCGGCGGAUUCACGGUCUCCGCGGACACAGUGUACAGCGGAGUGCUGAAAUACCAGAAUCACCAGUAUUGGCUGCGUUCCCGUGCAUUUCCGACGCUUUACUACAUGCCCUACAGGAGUACCGAAGAAGUGCGACGAGCUAUCAGCAGUCGCGCCGCCCAUUAUUACGGCUAAAACCAUCGUGAAGAACAGUCCAUUUUUCGUGUCGGUCGUGACAUCAACAUUUCAAUACCUGGCUGUACCUGAUUAGCAAUGCAGCGCGUCAUGAUCUGCGUCAUCAUCAUCAUCAUCAUCAUCAUCAUCAUCAUCAUCAUCAUCAUCGUCAUCACGUUCACGAUCACCGUCAUCAUCUGGAUCACAUACAUACUAGAAGACAUAGUAUACUGUACUAGUUGUAGUAAUCACAUCGCGUUUUAUUUGGUGUAUACUAUUAUAUUAUAAUAGAAUAACUACUUAUAUAUAAGACGGAUGUAGGAUGGGAUGGACUCGGAUGGAAAUGGAUCGGAUGGACCCUCCCUAAAUCUUCGGGUCCUACUUAAAAUGAUGAGCGGACCUGGGAAGUCCAUCCGAUUCCGAUCCAUCCCAUCCUGAAUCCGGCACCCCUAUGAAUUGUCCUAAUAUAAUAAGACGAGCGUCCUCGCUAUCAGUAUCAGAAUCAGCCGGAGUACUGCAAUAAUAUUGAAUUGAUUUUUAGGAGAUUUGGUUGAUUAUGAUUGUGAGGUACCGCCAUCAUCUAAAGCCGCCAUUCCCACACGGAAACUUACGAAGUGAUUGUGAGUUUCCGACUGGAGCCAAAUCCGGCAAUUCCAGCGGAUGGUGUCCAUUUCAACUGGUAUGCAACCAAGAUCGCCCCCAAGACCUUCGUUGCGAACGCUGCACCCGCUGCUCCCGCGACGGCGGAAGCUCGCAAUGUACUCAGUCCAAAAAAGGCCAGCCGAUACGACGGUUUUAAUGCAACGCCUUCGUCGGCCGCUGGCGGGGGCAGCAGCCUGCUCGAUAAGCCGCCUGCUGCUGCUGCUCCAGACGGUGGCGCUGGCGGCAGUAGUUCGAGCAGUGCGCAACCACCUUUGGCUUCAACAUCUGGUGCUGCAUCUGCCAAUCGAUUCACUAAUAAAACUCCGUCGAUUUAUGACAAGAUGAAUAAGCCCUCAGGAUCAGGAGACUCCGAACCUGGAGAGCAUUAUGGGAAAAGCCCUGCUUUUUUUUCCGCAGGACGCUCUCCUGGGAAGUCACCAGCUACAGAUGACUGGACGCCAGGUGCCGGUGACUGGACAAGCGCGCAUGGUGCUAAUAAAGGGGCCUCUUUUAGUAGGAUUCCGCCGCCAUGGACGGCCACUUUGAUUCGCGAAUUACACACACUGGAGGCCAACAAAGACGAAGUAGAGAACCAGAUACCAGAUGAAGUGGCUGCUGAUGAAGACGAAACGACCAAGGACAAGAAAGAAGAUGAUGAGCAGCACGCGAAUGAUCAAGCGCUGGGGAACGAGCGAGGUCCGCCAGCAGCAGAAGCGACGACGAGAAAGGCAUCAUGUACGCGAGCGCCAGUUGAGAUAAGAAACUACUUUGCAGGCCUUGUGAACGAACUUGCAAGAGCUGCGGUUGGGGAGCACGAUCCUUUGCCAGAAAAAGUUACCGAAGAGAGUGUGGAGAAAGUUGUGGGCCGUCUGGUUGCGGGAGAGGUCGCUAGUAACGUCUUAGGCUUCGGCUGUAUGCUGUCAAAAGAUCAGACGCGUGCUUUCUCCCUGCUGUAUCUCAUGUCAACCCGGAGUGACCCGGCCGGAGAUGACGCAGUGGAUGCAGAACAAGAAGAUGAACGACAUCGAUCGCCGCAGAAGCGUCUUCCUCAAUCGGAUGAAAACAGCAAAGGGGCCGGCUGUAUGCAGUCGCUGGGAAUUGAUAGAGAACAGCGCUUGCAGUCUCGGAGUUGGGCCAAAGGAGUGUUGGGCCUGGCAAGUCCCGGGCCGCAGCAGUCACAGAGUGCAAAAGGUCGUGCGGCAGACCUAACGGUGGACACCGCUAUUCCGAUGAUGCCGCCCGGUUUGAGCAUGCCGGCUGGUCUCGCGAUGCCCACGCCGCCAGGGCUCAUGAAGAGCGCGCUCAUCGGGGUCUCUGCUCCCCCCCCGCUGUUCAUGCCCGCCCCGUCUGUAGCGUUUUCCGACUACCAGGUUGGCGGCUCGAGCUCCAGCCGUGCGGGAGAUCAAAGUAGCGGAAGCGCGAAGAAGAGAAGCGCGCCGCCGGCCGUUCUUCCAGCACCGCCAGACACCGUUGAUCUGAGCCAAUUCGAGUUUGUGGGCUCGAUCACGUCCUGGGAGCCUGAUGGAGCAGGCGCAAAAAUUCACUGCGAGAAAGCAACUGCUGCCUUUUCCGAUGCCGAAUUGUCAAUAGGAAGUAGAGAGAUGCGCUUCGCUUCCAGUAAAGCCAAAUUAGAAAACGUCAAGUCGGGCAUGACGAUCCACUUCAAUAUCAAGGCGGCGCCAACGGUAUCUUUCUCAUUGUCUAUAGUAUACAAGAUGAAAUGAUUUAUGAUAAAACUGGCACGCUGAACAAGAACUACGGAAUUACCACUAGGAGUAGUGUAAUUAGUUUCUUUGACUUUUCAACUUCUGUAUCAUAUUUGUUGUUGACCAAUAUUUUAAUGAGAGGAUAUCUCUUGCACAUAUUUUAUCAUGUUGUCCUGCAACAUGGAUGCUGCCUUGAAUUGGUUGUGCCGCGACAUUUCACGAAGAUUCUAGAUUCUAGUACUGAUUUGAAUUCCGGCUUCAAUUUUUUGGACUGCUACGGCCUCAGCCGGGCCUCCGCAGAGCAUAAGCCCUUUCAUCCUUUCGGUGAUCGAUCAGCUUAUAUUCUUUGGUAGAAUUUUUUGGCGUUGCGCCUCGUGACUUUAUAUAAAUAUUAAUUUCAGCUGGACGUCGGCAUAAAAAAACAGGAUCACGUCGAAGGUGACUCUGGCCCGAAGGUGGAUCCAGGAGUGCAUAUUCCCGAGCUCUUGAAAGACGAAAUAGUUGUGGUCUCGAUGCCAUCGCCUAGUGACGCUAUGCUUCCAUUUCCAGCGCCAAUGUUAGAGAUAGUCAAGCCGAGUGAGCUGAUUCGCGGCGUCGCUGGAAACAAGAUGAUGCCACCAGUCCCUGGGCUGCCUAUGCCACGGUCACGCGACAGGACCCCCCGCACACCCAGAAGCAGCGACUACCCGGAGGACGGUCGCAGCGACAAGCGCGGCGACAAAAAAUCCGGCAAAAAUAGUGGGAAUAGAGGACGUGACAACCGUUCGUGGGCUGGAAGUAAGUCAGGUGGCUCACGCGAAAACUUGUCGGGCGGAAAAGACGACCGAAGCCGCAGUGGCGGUAGGAUGUCCGGAGGCAAGAAAGACGUAUUUAUAGAUACUUGUUGUUGUUGUUGUUUCAUGUUUCAUCAGUGUUCUUCUUCCUGCAUCUGUGCUACCCUCUGGGUUGUCUCUCUUCAAAUUCAUCAUUUGACUCUACUUCUCAAUCAUACUUCUCCAGGCCCCUGCUCCUGGGGCGAAUGGCAAGGGUGCGCCACACGUUGCGCCUUUUGGAGGUGAUUUAUUUCGGAGUCUGGGCGGCGGCAUGCUGGAAUUUCCGGAUCCCAUGGCCAGCAUGCCUUUUUCCCCGGCGAUCGAUCUGGACGCGCCUGCUGCAUCCACUCUACUGAAUGCGCUCGUUGAGAACUUUUAUACAACGGGUGGAAAGGACGUUGUACUUCCCGUUGAUGCGGUUCUUGCGCAAGCGCAGACAAGCAAACAUGCAGGAGAAGAUAAUGCACGACAUGACACAAGCAAAAAUCCAAAGGCCUCCGCUACGGCGGCUGGCAACGGUGGAACAAGUUCCUCAAGCGUAGACGCACUUGAGGGCGCUACGUCGGGGAUAAUCGACGACAUUACGGAUUUGUUGGGCGGUAUGCAAGCAGACGGUGGCUUUUCCUCAUCAUCCGCGGAUGAGGGAAUCUCCACGCCGGCCGAACACGAACAGGGAGUACCAGCAGACGGACAGGGGCCACACCCACUUGGUGUCCCGCUUGGACUUCCACCCAUUCAGGAAGCUUCUGAGCAGGCUCCACGGCAGAUGAAAAGACAAGCUUCUACCUCAACUGUUACGGCAGAAGGUUCAAAGGGCGGGGCUCCUCCUCAAGGGCCGAUCGGAGCUGGUCCUACCGUCCUCGCAGUCCCUGGAAAGGGGCGAACACCUGGCGUUACUUCUUCUGAUGCCGAAUCGACAACCAGUGCCAACAGAAUGAUGAACAAUGGUAGAAACAAUGGCCACAGGAUGAACCAGACGAGGCAGAGUGGGAGUAAUAAGGGAGCUGGAGGUUCACAGGUUCUCCAAGCACCAGUCGGCAGUGCCGGCAAACAAAAGCGACCAUGGCAGAAGCCCCCACCCAUUGAUACAUCCUUUGCUUCCGGCGCAGUACCGCCGGGACCCCAUUCUUCACGGUCCGGGGCUCCAAGCUCGCGCUCGGGCAGCUCGGCUCCUCCACCACCGCUACUUUCCGCGGGGGGAGCGGCUGCUGCGUCUUCGUCUACGCAGUACCAGCAAGCUGGUGUAGUGGGUAUGUCAUCCAAUUUGUCGGGUGCGCCUGCGUUUGGAAGUCCACCGAUGAUUGGCGUCUUGCCGCUUCCCCUUGGCUCCUGGGAUGCGAAAAGCGGGCCCCCAUCCGCUUCGAGUCGCGAGCAAGACAGCGCCAGAGCCGAUGUAGAUCCCAUUAUUUCGAAGAGUGGAAGUCAUGGCACUACUAGCAAGACUCCCCAUGACGUGUUGCCUCCUCCGGCGCUUGUAACUGGCAGCAGUCGUAGUAAAAAUACUCUGCUUCAUCAAUCCGGUCAACCAAGCCCAGCUGCUGACGUUCUAUUGCCUCCUCCAUCGCUAUUGUCCUCUUCGACUGGCGGAAUUAUCCAACAGAAGAUUAUACGCCGUUCACCGAAGGCGUCGCCGGCACCAAGUAGCAGGGCUGGAUCAACUCUUGGCGUAUAUAACUGCAUUAGUAAUCAUAGUUAGUAAUAUUUCAUCCGUUUCAUGAGGUGGAUUAUGGUGCAAAAUCUUCAAGAUGCCGCCGUUGUCCAACAUGUUCCGUAUUUUCUUUUUCUCGCAGCUAUGAUUAUCCUACUAGUACAAGGAUUAAGAUUAAUGUGUGUCCUUCGUCCAUCUCUCCUUGUUUUUGUUGAAUUUACAGGUAUCAUUUCUGUAAGAUAACUCGUCUUUUUUUUAAUUAACGUGUCCAUGUCGAGAUGAUCACGUAGUUUGUUGAAGAUGUUUGUGAAUAGGUACCUACUUUCUUCGUGUUGAUGAUUUCAGAUAUUGCCGCCGCCAAGUAGCUCAAAGUCGGAAGAAGAGCGAGAGCAGGCCAUGUACGAUGACGGAGAGGACGACCUCGUUGAUGUCGAAGGUGGUGAAUUUAUUCCCGGCAAAGCCAGCAGAGGACCUGGUAGGCAGCUUUCGUCGUCCUUUUCCGGGAGACCGAACAGUAAAGGGCAUGCGUCUUCCAAGAACACGACAGGCGCUAAAAAUAUUUUAUCGGGAGGCCCAACUGGUCCUGGUCGCGGAGGCGGAGGGGCCAGCAGUAGCAAGAUGUCGUCCUCUAGCACUAUGCAACUCGGGCUUUUUCCCCAUUCGCUACAGGACCAGAGCAACCAUCUAUCUAGUCAUCUGGAUCAGCAAUACGACAGAACAACAGACCAAGAUAUCGAGGAUAGAAAUAGAGUUUCACCAGUACAGAGUCCUGCGCUCCAUGCACUCGCAGAGCAGAUAGGAAAUUUUGUCGUGCAGAGUAUGGAAGGAGAAGAAAGAACCGAGGCGCAGUUAGAAGCUCUUGCCGGACUAGGCUCUGGAGACAAGGAAGAGUACGACCCCUUCGCAGAAGCUCCACAGUCAACCAAGUCCGAAGGCCACUCUGCAUAA
This is a messenger RNA of Amoebophrya sp. A25, 12685 nucleotides long. NCBI's taxonomy places the organism in Eukaryota, Dinophyceae, Syndiniales, Amoebophryaceae. The record is from the annotation of a GenBank genome assembly.